This is a messenger RNA of Plenodomus lingam JN3, 1488 nucleotides long. RefSeq lists its product as uncharacterized. Lineage: Eukaryota; Fungi; Ascomycota; Dothideomycetes; Pleosporales; Leptosphaeriaceae. Gene Ontology annotation, cellular component: cytoplasm; proteasome regulatory particle, lid subcomplex. The record is from RefSeq and is a predicted model, not a curated record.
AUGUCAAGCGGAGAGGUGCUCAAGGCCGACAAGGACUUUACAAAAGAGGCAGAUGCAGCCAUUCCAGAGGCCGAAAAGCUAGGCGCAAAGAAUGCACAAGCUGGAAUCGACCAGCUGCUCACUCUCGAGAAGAAGACGCGCCAGGCAUCAGAUCUCGCAUCCACCUCCCGAAUCAUCAUCGCCAUCGUCACAAUAGCCAAGAAUGCGGGCGAUUGGAAUUUGAUGAACGAGCAGGUCCUGCUCCUUUCGAAGAAGCAUGGACAGCUCAAGCAGGCCACUACCAAGAUGGUGCAGACCGUCAUGGGAUUUUUGGACGAAACGCCGAACCUCGAAACGAAAUUAUCCGUCAUCGAGACGUUGCGAACAGUCACCGAGGGCAAGAUCUUUGUAGAAGUCGAGCGAGCCCGCGUUACUCGAAUAUUGUCCAACAUCAAAAAGGAGCAAGGCGACAUCAACGCGGCGACCGACAUCCUUUGUGAACUCCAAGUCGAAACCUUCGGCUCCAUGACCCGACGAGAGAAGACCGAGUUCAUCUUACAACAAGUCUCACUCUGCAUAGAAAAGGGCGAUUGGACACAGGCUGGUAUCCUAAGCAGGAAGAUUAGCACAAAGUACUUUGCGCGGAGACCAAAGAAGUCGGCAGAGCAGCUCGAGAAGGAACAGAAGGAACGCGAGGAGAAGGAAAAGACAAGGAGUGUCGAUGACCCGCCCAUUGAGCCAGAAGAUGAUGUCACAGAUCUCAAGCUUAGGUAUUAUGAGCAGCAGAUCACUCUAGCCAAGCACGACGACAAGUACUUGGACGCCUGCAAGCACUACCGCCAGGUUCUUGACACUGAGGCGGUAGAGCAAGACCCCAAGAAGCUCCAAGCGGUCCUCCAACGUGUCAUCUACUUCGUUAUUCUUGCGCCAUACGACAACGAGCAGUCGGACCUCAUUCACCGUAUCCAACGCGACUCGCGAAAUUCGCAGAUCCCACAAGACGCACAACUUGUCAAGCUCUUCACCGUGCCCGAGCUGAUGAGAUGGCCCAUGGUAGCGAAGCAGUUCGGCCCCCACCUGACAGAGACCGAUGUUUUCGACGCAGAGAAGGACGACUCAGACGACCCCAAGGCAUUCCAGAGGUGGCAGGAUCUGCGCAAGCGUGUCAUUGAGCACAACGUCCGCGUUGUCGCCAAGUACUACACACGCAUCCAGAUUCCACGCCUGACUGAGCUUCUGGAUUUGACCGAGGACGAGACGGAGAAGAACAUUAGCGAGCUCGUCACUGCAAAGACCAUCUAUGCCAAGAUCGAUCGACCUGCGCGCGUCGUCACGUUCUCUAAGCCCAGGGAUUCCGAUGAUGUGUUGAAUGAGUGGAGUGGGAAUAUGAAGAGCUUGCUCGGUCUCUUGGAGCGCGUUGAUCAUCUCAUCACCAAAGAGGAGAUGAUGGCUCGCAUUCAACCUACCAAGAUCGAGAAGAGUAAGGCAGUCAAGGGCAAGGCAAAAUAG